Molecule: messenger RNA, 1159 nt
Organism: Frankliniella occidentalis (western flower thrips)
Lineage: Eukaryota; Metazoa; Arthropoda; Insecta; Thysanoptera; Thripidae
Product: putative sodium-dependent multivitamin transporter
Exons: 9
Coding region: 29-1159 (376 amino acids)
Biological process (GO): sodium ion transport; transmembrane transport
Cellular component (GO): membrane
Molecular function (GO): symporter activity
Source: RefSeq, a predicted model, not a curated record
GUCCGACUCCUCCGCCGAGGAGUUCCUCAUGGGCAGCGGCCAGAUGGGGACGCUGCCCGUCGCGCUGUCCAUGCUGGCGAGCUUCCUCUCCUCCAUCACCCUCAUGGGCCAGCCCGCCGAGGUGUACCUGUUCGGGCCGCAGCUCUGGCUCUUCGGUGUGGCCGCGUUCCUUGCCAUCCCCGUCAUCAACUACGUCAUGAUCCCCUUCUUCCACAAGCUGCAGAUCACGUCGGCGUACGAGUACUUCGGAAUCCGUUUUGGGCGAAACGUGCAGCGCCUGGCGUCCAUCCUAUUCACCAUCCAAAUGAUCCUGUACCUGGCUCUGGUCCUGUACGCCCCCGCGCUCGCGCUCAGUCAAGUGACGGGCCUGCACACGCUGCUCGUCGUCACCGCCAUGUACUUUGUCGUCAUCUUCUAUACCACCAUUGGUGGCAUGAAGGCGGUGGUCUGGACUGACACAUUCCAAGUUGUAGUCCUAUACGUGGCCAUGUUUGCCGUGCUCAUAAAGGGCACCGUUGAUAUCGGUGGGUUUGGCGUGGUCUGGGAAACAAACGCUCAGCACGGCCGCAGCGAUCUGUUCAAGUGGAACGCGGAUCCAACUGAGCGUUACUCCGUUUGGUCGACGUUGGUGGGGGCGGCCGUGCUGCACACUGCAGUGUACGGCGCCAACCAGCUACAGGUGCAGCGCUACCUCACGGUGCGCACGGUGGCGCAGGCGCGGCAGAUGCUCUGGAUCAACUGCGCGGGGUGGACCGUGGUCGUGCUCCUCACCGUGUACGCCGGCAUGCUCAUCUUUGCAAAGUACGCCAUGUGCGACCCCAUCCUGGCGGGGCGGGUGUCCAAGGCCGAUCAGCUGUUCCCGCUCUUCGUCAUGGACACGGCGGGCGACCUCUCCGGCUUCCCGGGCCUCUUCGUGGCGGGCAUUUUCAGCGCCGGCCUCAGCACGGUGUCCACGGGGCUCAACUCGCUCGCCGCCAUCUGGUUCGCGGAGAUGGACGGCACCGACUUCAAGGCCAAGCUGACUGAGCGGAAGGCUGGGCUGACGGUCAAGAUGCUCGCCCUCGGCUUCGGCCUGCUGUCAUUCGCGCUCGUCUUCGUCGUGCCGUACAUGUCCGGCCUGGCGCCGAAAGACAUGGUUUCCCGAGUGUGCCACACCUAA